GCUAGCAUCGAAGUGAAGGAUCCUCAUGGCAGGACUCCAUUAAUGCUAAGUGUUACGCUUGGUCAUUUGGAAUCCUCCAGGGUGCUUGUCAGGCACAAUGCAAAUGUUUGCUGCGAGUCUAAAAAUUACUGGUCGGUGACUCAGGAAGCUAUUAGUUCGGGUGAUCCAGAGCUAGUUAAAUUACUAUUGACUCACAGAGAUGUUCAGUUAGUUCAAAAUCAGGCAACUUUAGUGAAUGAUCUACUAAAAAAGUUGUGUGAAACACCUGAUUUCUAUAUUGAAAUGAAAUGGGAGUUUACAAGUUGGCUACCCUUAGUCUCUCGCAUGUGUCCUAACGAUAUUUGUCGUGUAUGGAAGCGUGGAGCGAAUGUUCGAAUCGAUUCUAACCUUAUCGGUUUUAAUGGCACUGCAUCUUGGGUACGAGGACAUCUCAGCUACAUAUUUCGCGUUGGCGACUCUGGUGCUGUAAUGGACGAAAUUAACCACACAGAUCGUACGAUUUAUCGCCAUACUAUAAACCUUUUUGGUUCUGAGGCUUCCGAUGGAGGCGCCGGAGUUGUGACUAAUGCCGGGGCUUUCACAGCGGCAACAACAACAGGAGCGUCAGUCGGGACCGAACAUUUAACUGGUGGGGCUACGGCUACUGCUGCUGCCGGUCUCUUCGUGCGAGAACCAUCAGAAGAUUUGAUUGCUAGAAAAUUGACCCAGCCAAUCUUUGUUACUUAUCUGGAUACAGAUAAAAUCGAGUUCGAAAAGUUAGCUUAUUCUGUAUUUAAGCAUAUUUCUUUUAUGAAUCAUCUAGUUCUCUAUACUUUUUUCAUCAUUUAA
This is a messenger RNA of Protopolystoma xenopodis, 828 nucleotides long. NCBI's taxonomy places the organism in Eukaryota, Metazoa, Platyhelminthes, Monogenea, Polystomatidea, Polystomatidae. The record is from the annotation of a GenBank genome assembly.